Toxoplasma gondii ME49 is the source of this 2085-nucleotide messenger RNA. RefSeq names its product rhoptry kinase family protein ROP28 (gene ROP28). The record is from RefSeq and is a predicted model, not a curated record. The transcript has a single exon. Bases 1 to 2085 code for a protein of 694 amino acids. Gene Ontology annotation, molecular function: protein kinase activity; ATP binding. Gene Ontology annotation, biological process: protein phosphorylation. Lineage: Eukaryota; Apicomplexa; Conoidasida; Eucoccidiorida; Sarcocystidae.
AUGGCCGAACAGAAAGUGUGCCAUAAAAAGAUGACGCAGUUCGCCGCGCAGAGCAUGGUAUCAAGCCUCAGCUCGCCACCACGCGUUCUCCGUGUCAUCCAACUGUUGCUGCUGCAAAUUACACUUGUGACUUUUGCUGUUGAUGCACAGGUAGAACCGCGACGAUUGCUGCGGCAAGCUCGGAAACCGUUUGAAGCGCACUUGCGUGGGCAGAAUCGCUUUUACCCCCAUUUGGAGAGGCGGAACCCUCCGAGGGGACAGCAACGCUACGUGCCGCCCCGUAAUCAGCAGAUCCUCAGACAUGGGCAGUUCUCGCCGGAUGAUGGUGCCAUGCAUUUCAAACCUCCCGCUAACCGUGUCCAGUCACCCUACAAUUUCGUGAAGGCAGGUCAAGCACCUACGUCAACUCCCUACCGGGUGUACGUUCCGCUCAAGGAGCGUCGCGGACUUGCUGUGCCUGUGAAUAGCCGAGAGGAAGACAAGCUUAUCAACAAACGGGAUGGGCUACGUACAUUUCGAAAGGAACGAAACGUCCCUACAUCUGCAUCUUCACAGCCUAAGGAAGAGUGGGCUGAUCCACAGAUGAUACGUCCUCUUGAUGCUAAGGUGCUGAACGAAGGCAAGCAAUUCAUCGCUCGAGCCGUUAUGGCUGUUCAAGGAAAAGGUGUUUCUCCGUCUUUCCUUACGCUGCAAACACUCUCCCAACAUGCAGGGGGAGAUGAAAAACGCAACCAUCUCCACAGAAGGUAUGAAGAAGCCGAAGGGGAAUCCGACGAGAGCGUUAUUUGGGACACAGCAGCUCUGAUACAGUGGAUGAAACCCAGUCGAUCCUAUAAUAUUCGUGCCACGGAUGCCCUUGGCAUAAAAAAUGCAUCAGGUGCCCAGCAAGAAUCUAGUUGGCCACUGAGUACUUCGUCAUUCCUAGAAAUAGCUCGCAAGUUCAACAACUGGACUCGUGCCUCUGGCUUUCUCAACACCGUCAGGCGGUUCUGGCCUUCUGGCACGGUAGCCAAAGUCGCUGACGAUGCAGGUUUAAAGCACAACAUAAUCUGGCACAAGCUUUUGGGAGUAGGAGGCAUUGGUGGUGUGCUGCUCCUUGAAGACAAGGAUGAGCCGGUUGGAAGCCCCCUUAAGAAAUUCGCAGGAAAAAUUCUGUAUCAAUUAAGCGACCCAUCCAUGAACCUGAGUCAGUCGAAAGAAUAUUUCUACCAGGCACGCAACGAGGAGAUCGGAGUAGCAUCACUGUUUAAGCAUGCGGCCCUGAGUUUGCAUGACUGCCCAGUGACUGCUACUGAUAGGAUGCAGUUUCUUUUCCAGAGGGGCUUUGUACUCCCGCAAAAAGCGUUCUGGUUUGAAGGCACUACACAGAUACCACGCUUUCAGGAUAUCGUCGAGGCCAGUCCCCGGGUAGUCGGCUCCCCCGGCGGAGAGAUUAUGCGACUUGAUCGCUACAUCAUCGCCUACCCUAUAGUGGGGCCUGACCUUGAGGACUUGGAUCCGCGGAAGUUCAGCUUAAGCGCUGUAACGUAUAUCAUUUAUAAGCUUACUAAGUUGAUGGCCACGAUGCAAGAGAUGAACCUCGUGCACACGGACAUUAAGGCGGAGAACUUUCUUGCUCGAGAUGACGGCGAACUGUUUGCUGCGGAUCUCUCUAUGUCAAUUAAGAUGGACCCUGCGACAUUGAUUCCCUGUCUUCAAGGGACUAUGCUGUACUUAGACCCGAACGGAGCCGAAUGUGCUUAUAGAAGAGGCUAUCAGUCACCAAGGGCCAAACGGGACGCUUAUGCUCUCGGUGUUACUUUCUAUAAGCUCAUCUGCCACGACGGCCCUUUUCAUCUUGGACGACUCGAAAAAGAAGCAAUGGAACAGACCAAAACAUGUCCGGGAAACAACCCAUUGCUGCUAAUGCUCUCUGGCAUAUCCAGAUUUACAAGGAAGGACUGGGUCGAACGGAAAUGCCCCUUAGCCGAUACCAGUCUCCUGACAAUCGUGAAGCUACUCUUAGACCCUCGGGAGGAUCGACGGUGGACACCGCUUGAUCUUGUGAGAAAAACUGCGUUUUUUGAUCAAGCGCCGGGAAUUUAG